UAAAAAAGGAGUCCGCUAUUGAGUUGGCCCCGUCGUCGUGCUCGUGCCUCGCCUCCGUCUUCCUCCCCACCUUCACCGGCCAAUACCGUUCCACAGGAGCCCGGAAGCCGUCGUCGACAUGACUGGCCUCCGUGACGAGCCCGCGGCCAGGGAACCCCGGAGAUCCAAGCGUCUCCAGCGGUCCAUGCCCGAGGCGGCGGCCCCUCCUCCGGCACGCCGGACCAGGCGCACCAAGCGCCCGGCUCCUCCGCGCGAGGCCGAGCCCUCCGUUCCCGACGCGAGGGCUGCGCGAUCAUCUUCGCCCCGUUACAACGAUCGGGAAUUGGUGGAUGUGGCUGCGUUGCCUCCUCGUCCCGCACCCCGCGCGGAGGCGGCCCCGGUUCCUCCGCCCGAGCGCGGGGACUCGCCUCGCACCGCCUACGUGCUCCGCAACCGCCGAGUCCCGGAUACCGGCAUCCACAAGCCCACCCCGCCUCCGUGCUACGAGAGAAGGGAAAUUAAGCUGGAUCAGCCACGCUUAUCCAAGAAGCAACUUAAGCGAGCUGAACUUUGGAACGCCCCAGCAUGUGCGCGCAAGGGUUUGGAACGCUACAACGACAUGAAUCAGGGGGAUGGGCAUGAGCUGGUUGACGCAGUGGGCGUCAAAAGCUUUUGCUACUGUGGUCCGUGGCUGCAUGCAAAUUUUCUUGCUAGGCGUAAAGGUGCCAGUAGCAGCUGUGAUGAUCUUGUUCCCAAGUACUUCUUUGCUGAGCUGACAAUCGAUGCAGAUGGUCUCUCGUGCGUUUCAUGCUCCAAGUUUGACUCAGUUGACUGGAAGAACUUUGGCGGAUGUGGAGUGUGCCCGGCAACAUUUGUCCAUCCCGCUGGUGGUGGCUACAUUGGUGCCCGGCCUGAACGACGUCUUCAGCCUGCUCCCACUGGUCUACAGAUAUCAUUUGGUUUCUGAGUGUUUGAGUGUUAAAAUCUGCGUCUGUUACUAUAUGGUAGCAGAAGGAUUUUCUAGUUUAUGCAGGUUAGUUGUUAAAUCAGAUAGUGAAGUCUGAAACUGGACUUUGAUGAGUCAGCUACUAGUGAAGGCUGAGAUAGCACUUUAAUGAUUGAAGGUCAUGGAGAAAGCCCAUAUCAUGAAGACUGAGCUCCAGAUGAUUGAAGAGAUAAUGCGUACGAACGGCUGCAGGAGGUUGAGCGUGAGAAGGUGGACGCUCGUCAGCCUGUACAGUAAGAUGACUAUCAGAGAUGUGUCCCGAGGAGAUGAGCCCCAAACCCUUGUUAAAACUGGGAGUUCAGAGCUUGUUCCCCGCAGUAGAUUAUUUGUUUUGUCUUUGGUUUGGUUGGUUGUCGCCGAACACCUAUGCCGUGACGACGAUGCAUUUCAUGUCUAUAAUGCAUUCUGCAGUGUAAGUCAUUAGCUAUUCUGCUUUUGCAAUGCCUGAUGUAAUGAUGUAGCACUAGAGAAUUGGGGGAUAACCCAUUGGUAGGGUCGCAUUGGCGUCUGAAGAAUAACUGACAGCACAUUGAACUACUGCGUACGGUUUUAUUUUUUAUAAGAAUAGCAUUGUUCUUUCUUUA
Messenger RNA from Triticum aestivum (bread wheat), 1569 nucleotides. Its product is annotated as CASP-like protein 4A2. The coding region runs from base 119 to 946 and encodes 275 amino acids. The transcript is spliced from 4 exons. Lineage: Eukaryota; Viridiplantae; Streptophyta; Magnoliopsida; Poales; Poaceae. The record is from RefSeq and is a predicted model, not a curated record.